GUGGGAUUAUUUCCAUUGCACGUUGUUCAAGUAGCAGAAGAGAAAAUUCUCUCAAAAUGAAGGUAAAAAUAUUGUCCAGAAAUCCUGAAGAUCACAUUCGAGAGAGAAAAUCCGACAUCCACAAGCUACAUAGGAACCUUGACCCUAGUUUACAUCCAUUUGAAGCGCCGAGAGAGUACACGAGAGCGUUAAAUGCCACCAAAUUAGAGCGAGUGUUUGCUAAACCUUUUGUAGGUGCUUUGGAUGGACACACUGAUGGGGUGAACUGUCUUGCAAGACAUCCUAGGAGUCUGUCUGUGUUAUUAUCGGGUUCUUGUGAUGGAGAGAUCAAGUUGUGGCACCUACCCAAGAGAGAAUGCAUACAAACUUUAACAGCUCACACUGGUUUUGUCAGAGGACUCUGUGUUGCACCUAAAGGAGAUUCGUUUUUUUCGGUUGGAGAUGAGAAGGUAGUGAAGCAAUGGAGUAUGGACAAAUGUCUGGAGACUACAAACACUAACUUAGAACCAAUAAAUACAAUAAUAGGAAAGACAAUGUACACUGGUAUUGACCACAACUGGAAGAACGACACAUUCGCUACAUGUGGACAACAACUGGAUAUAUGGGAUGAAAGUAGAGCAGAUCCCAUUCGUACAUUCACAUGGGGUGUUGAUACCGUUCAUAGUGUGAAAUACAACCCUAUUGAGACAAAUAUCCUAGCCAGUACAGCAUCAGAUAGAAGUGUUGUCCUGUAUGACACCAGAGGCUCCUCACCUCUACGUAAACUCGUUAUGGCAAUGCGCUCAAACACUGUAGCCUGGAACCCCAUUGAGGCCUACAUCUUUACAGCAGCUAAUGAGGAUUCUAAUCUAUAUACCUAUGAUAUGCGCCGACUGGACCAGGCUGUUAAUGUUCAUAUGGACCAUGUAUCGGCAGUACUUGAUGUGGAUUAUGCUCCUACUGGACAGGAGUUUGUAUCUGGAAGCUUCGAUAAGAGUAUUAGGAUCUUUGAACGUCAUGGAGGUCAUAGCAGAGAGGUUUACCAUACUCGUCGUAUGCAAAGAGUGUUCUGUGUUCGGUUCAGUGCAGACUCAACGUAUGUUCUCUCAGGAAGUGAUGAAACUAACAUCAGAAUAUGGAAAGCCAAUGCAUCUCAGAAACUUGGAGCCCUUGCCCCGAGAGAAAAGGAAGCUUUUGCAUAUUCAGCACGUCUGAAAGAGCGUUUUAAACACCAUCCGAGAAUACGAAGAAUUCAAAGACACCGACAUGUUCCUAAGGCAAUUUACAAAGCUGCUCUUGAGAAGAGAAUCAUGUCUGAAUCACAAAAACGAAAGGAUGAAAAUCGUCGUCUUCACAGUAAACCAGGAACAGUUCCUCGCGUUGCUGAAAGAAAGAAACAAGUUGUCGCUGUUGUUAAGUAAAAUUCAUCAUAAAUCAAAACUAAUUUUAUCUAGUCCUACUUUUGAAUGUAUACAGUCAUUACUUUUUCCAAUAGCAAAUUAUAAAUUUUUUGUAAAACCA
Molecule: messenger RNA, 1500 nt
Organism: Actinia tenebrosa (Australian red waratah sea anemone)
Lineage: Eukaryota; Metazoa; Cnidaria; Anthozoa; Actiniaria; Actiniidae
Product: DDB1- and CUL4-associated factor 13
Biological process (GO): maturation of SSU-rRNA from tricistronic rRNA transcript (SSU-rRNA, 5.8S rRNA, LSU-rRNA)
Cellular component (GO): small-subunit processome; nucleolus
Molecular function (GO): protein binding
Source: RefSeq, a predicted model, not a curated record